UCGAGUCCUACGGAGUUGGCGCCAUUACAAGCGAUCGUGCUGCAACCAGAGCGGUACCUCAAAAUAUAUACCUCUCUCUUUACCAGUGUUGGCGGUCUAACUGGGAUACAAUGGCUGAUAAAGAAGCGGCAUUUGACGACGCUGUGGAGGAAAGGGUGAUCAAUGAGGAGUACAAGAUCUGGAAGAAAAACACCCCCUUCCUUUAUGACCUGGUCAUGACUCACGCCCUGGAGUGGCCCAGCCUCACCGCUCAGUGGCUCCCAGAUGUCACCAGACCAGAGGGAAAAGACUACAGUGUGCACAGGCUGGUUCUGGGGACGCACACCUCCGAUGAGCAGAAUCACCUCGUGAUCGCCAGUGUCCAGCUCCCAAAUGACGACGCUCAGUUCGACGCCUCACACUAUGACAGCGAGAAAGGAGAGUUUGGAGGCUUUGGAUCAGUAAGUGGGAAAAUAGAGAUCGAGAUCAAGAUCAACCACGAGGGAGAAGUCAACAGAGCCCGCUACAUGCCCCAGAAUCCUUGCAUCAUUGCCACCAAGACGCCCACCAGCGAUGUGCUGGUCUUUGAUUACACAAAGCACCCUUCCAAGCCUGAUCCGUCAGGAGAAUGUACACCAGAUCUGCGUCUGAGGGGUCACCAGAAGGAGGGCUACGGCCUCUCCUGGAACCCAAACCUCAGUGGCUGCCUCCUCAGUGCCUCUGAUGACCAUACCAUAUGCCUUUGGGACAUUAGCACAGUGCCAAAGGAGGGAAAGAUUGUGGACGCCAAGACCAUCUUCACAGGCCACACCGCUGUGGUGGAGGACGUCUCCUGGCACCUGCUACACGAAUCACUUUUUGGAUCCGUUGCUGAUGACCAGAAACUCAUGAUUUGGGACACACGGUCCAACAACACCUCCAAGCCCAGCCAUGCAGUGGACGCCCACACGGCAGAAGUUAACUGCCUGUCUUUCAAUCCCUACAGCGAGUUUAUUCUGGCCACUGGCUCUGCAGAUAAGACUGUGGCUCUGUGGGAUUUGAGGAACUUGAAGCUGAAGCUCCACUCGUUUGAAUCUCACAAGGACGAGAUCUUCCAGGUUCAGUGGUCUCCUCAUAACGAAACCAUCCUGGCCUCCAGCGGCACCGACAGGCGGCUCAACGUGUGGGACCUCAGUAAGAUCGGAGAGGAGCAGUCACCAGAGGAUGCUGAGGAUGGUCCUCCUGAGCUGCUGUUCAUCCAUGGAGGACACACAGCGAAGAUCUCAGACUUCUCUUGGAACCCCAACGAACCGUGGGUCAUCUGUUCUGUAUCAGAAGACAACAUCAUGCAAGUGUGGCAGAUGGCUGAAAAUAUCUACAACGACGAGGACCCAGAAGGUGCUGCAGAUUCAGAGGUCCAGGCAUGAGUCCAGUCUUCACAUCUCUUCUUUCAACCUGCUUCUAAAAAUGGAUCAGUUUUCCAGUCCUGAGUGCAUUAACAGUAAAUAGUUUUUGAACUACAUUUUGGGCAGCAGUGGUUUGAAGAAAAUGAAAUAAUUACAUGCUGCAUUGCCAUCAUGUUGUGACGUAUUUAUAUAAGGUCCGUACUGGUCAGAUUUUUAGAUCUUCUAGUUUUUCAAGCUCCGCUCUGGCUAUUGAUGAAAUCGUCACAGAUGUGUUCUUCAUCAUUCAGGUUUCCACUUUGAUAAUUUUAUUUCUCUCGCCUUGAUGAGUCACGCCGAAAGCCUUUCUACAGAGAACCAUUUUUUUAAUAUAAUUGUACAUACUGUAGGUUUUCCUUUUUAUUUGCUUGAUAUAUGUAGUUUUCCAGAUCGUUUGUUGUGUCAUUUGUAUGUGUGUUAUUUUCCUCUGCAUUUUGUUUCUCUGCUGCAUCUGAUCUCUUGUGUACUUAAGUAUAUUCAUAAUAAAAUAUUUACAGUAAAA
This is a messenger RNA of Mugil cephalus (flathead mullet), 1902 nucleotides long. Its product is annotated as histone-binding protein RBBP4. The record is from RefSeq and is a predicted model, not a curated record. Gene Ontology annotation, cellular component: NuRD complex; ESC/E(Z) complex; nucleus. NCBI's taxonomy places the organism in Eukaryota, Metazoa, Chordata, Actinopteri, Mugiliformes, Mugilidae. The transcript has 11 exons. Bases 111 to 1385 code for a protein of 424 amino acids. Gene Ontology annotation, molecular function: histone binding. Gene Ontology annotation, biological process: regulation of gene expression.